AUGGCCGCCAAUCCGGUGGUACCGCCGCCGGCACUUCAACCACCAGACCAGCAACUACCUUUGUCUCAUGGGGAAGGUUCUUCUAGACCUUCUUUUGUGUCGAUGGUAGGAGCCAAAGUGUCUACCAAGCCUCGACUACAACCAGUUCCUUUGGCGUCUCGCGCCCCUGUUUCUAUAGGUAAUGCUCCAGCAGUUUUGUUCUCUCCGGUGGAGGUUGACCAACUGAAUAAACAAGUCGCCAAUACGAUUAUCAUGAAAUUUUCUGUUGGUCGACCUAGUUUACUAGAAAUUCGUUCUCAUAUUUUGUCGGAGUGGAAACUUGAACAUGAACCAGCCAUUGGUUUGCUUGAUCCACGACACAUUACGAUUCAUAUGGGUUCCAUAUCUGAUGCUAAAUUAGCCCUCGCUCGUCACAGCAAAAUGAUCAAGAAUUGCAUGUUUCGUCUAUUCCGUUGGACACCUGAUUUUCAAAUUGGUAAGGACAGUUGUAUUGCUCCGGUUUGGGUUCGCUUUCCAAAGCUUCCGAUUCAAUAUUUCAAUAUCUCAUCAUUGGAAAGGAUUGGGGCGUGUCUUGGUACUGUACUGAGUGCUGAUGAACGCACUCUUGGUUUCACACAUCAAAUGUACGCGAGGCGUAUUGCUCUUAUUGUGGAUUACUGGGGCAUACGGCAGGAUGUUGUCGCAAGAAUAUUCGUGUAA
Molecule: messenger RNA, 699 nt
Organism: Erythranthe guttata (spotted monkey flower)
Lineage: Eukaryota; Viridiplantae; Streptophyta; Magnoliopsida; Lamiales; Phrymaceae
Source: RefSeq, a predicted model, not a curated record